AUGGCGCUGCGUCGUCUCGUGCUCGUGUUCCCUGGCCAGGGCAGCCAGCGUGUGGGUAUGGGCAAAGAUCUGCUUGCGGACUGGCCGCGUAUUGUCGGCGACGUGCUGGAAGAAGCCAGCGAGGCGACAGGGCUCAGUCUACGGCGUCGGAUGACGGAAGGGCCGGCGGAUGAGCUCACGCCCACGCACGUGGCUCAGCCGGCGCUGCUGUCGAUGUCAGUGGCAGUACUGCGUGUUCUACAGCAUGAGACGGAGCUACCGCCUGUGCAUUUCGUUCUGGGUCAUUCAUUAGGUGAAUACUCGGCGUUGGUGGCGGCAGAAGCCAUCGAGUUCGCGGAUGCGGCGCGUCUCGUGCAUCUGCGUGGUUUGGCCAUGCAGCGAGCUGUAGCUCCUGGUGUAGGCGCCAUGGCGGCUCUAAUGCCCGUACGCCCCGAAGACGCCGAGUUACUGUGUCAAGAGGCUGCAAGCAGCAUGGGGAAGGUGUGUCAAGUGGCCAACUACAACUCCAACAAGCAGACGGUCAUCAGUGGCGACGCACAGGCUGUGGACGCUGCUAUUGCUCAAGCUAAAGCCUCCAAGAAGGCACGACGCGCUGUGCUACUGGAUGUGAGUGCUCCGUUCCACUGCGAAAUGAUGGAACCGGCGAAGCUGGAGCUGCACGAGCAUCUACAGCUGCUACUACGUGAUAAUAAGCUCCACAAGCCGAAGGUUCCUGUGGUGUGGAACGUUGAAGCGGAGGCGACGACCAAGACGCCCCAACAGAUCGCUCAGGUGCUGGAGAAGCAGGUUGUGCACGCCGUUCGCUGGAGUGACAGCGUCGACUACUGCGUGGCUAACGGGGUGGGCCAUUUCCUGGAGUUGGGCGCCGGUGGUGUGUUGAGUGGCCUCAUCCGACAGCAAACCGGUAAUAGCGACGUGUUGACCACGAGCUGUGGGUCAACGGACGAGAUCAAGAUGUUCCUGGAGCAGCAGCAUUAA
Phytophthora nicotianae INRA-310 is the source of this 978-nucleotide messenger RNA. RefSeq names its product malonyl CoA-acyl carrier protein transacylase. NCBI's taxonomy places the organism in Eukaryota, Oomycota, Peronosporomycetes, Peronosporales, Peronosporaceae. Bases 1 to 978 code for a protein of 325 amino acids. Gene Ontology annotation, molecular function: [acyl-carrier-protein] S-malonyltransferase activity. Gene Ontology annotation, biological process: fatty acid biosynthetic process. The record is from RefSeq and is a predicted model, not a curated record. The transcript has a single exon.